GAGCUCCGCGCUUUGGUCCAUCCCGUUCGGUGGCAGACCCACUCUGUGUGGAUCAUGUCGCGGCAGUGUGAUCAGCGGCUACAGCGCUGACUCAUCGCACGUACACAAAAAAAGACUCAUUGUUUUGCCACAUACAGCACUGAAAAACAAAAACUUCUACUUUAUUUUUGGCUCUGUUUUUUUCCCCCCCCCUCCCUUCCCAACCACUCCAUAAAAUCCCAAAGGAAAGAGGGAAUUGCUUGUACGAGAGAAGCGAGCGAGGAGAAGGAGAAAAAAAACAGAAUUUUCUUUUGUCGAGCAAAUUUAUUAGAAAAAAAACUUCCGAGAGGGGAAAAAUUUCCUCCAAUGUACGUUUUGGGUACCUGGGCCGAGAUGAAGCCAGAAAUCAGCGCGGCGGUGGGAUUUAUUUGCAAGCUCCUUCGGACAAAGGCGACAGUGGACGAGCGGCAGUUACAGACUUUCUGUCAGUCUCUACAGGACCUGCUGGCGGAGCACUAUCAACACCACUGGUUCCCUGACAAACCGUGCAAAGGCUCCGGGUACCGGUGUAUCCGGAUCAACCACAAAAUGGAUCCCAUCAUCUGGAAGGCGGCGAACCGGAUCGGACUGAGCGACCAGCAGGUCUUCCAGCUGCUGCCGAGCGAGCUCACCCUCUGGGUCGACCCUUACGAGGUCUCGUACCGGAUCGGCGAGGACGGCUCGAUUUGCGUGCUGUACGAGGCUCACCCCGGCGCACACGGCCCACGCCGCCAUCACCACCACCACCACCACCACCGCCUCGGCGCCGGCUCUCCCCCUCUGCCCUCCUUGGACGGCAGUCGGAUCAGCUGCAAGGACGAGCUGCUGCUGGGCAGGACCAGCCCUUCCAAAACCUACAACAUGAUGACCGUGUCCAGCUAGUGGCGAAAGGAGGGAAAUUUAAAAAAAACACUUACAACCCUCCCCCUCCCCACUCUCUUUCUCUUUCCAAAAAAAAUUCAAAAUCUGCACUGGAAAGAAAAAUGGGUUUGUUUAGGUGGGGGGCGGUGGGGGUGUAGGUGUUGCUCUGGAUGGAAUGGGGGGGGGGCAGGGUGGAAAAGAAAGGAAGGCGCCUUUAUUAUUUGGGACCCACACUGGGCUUUAAGGAUCGGUUGUCUCUCCUAAAUGUUAAGGAAGAGGGUAAUGUAGCUCUCACACAGGCUGUGUGGCAUUCAGGGAAAAAAGUCACAUCUCAUUUCCAGCAAUGUACCAAAUCCAAACCAAAAUUAUAUAUUUUGGGGAAGCGAAAACUGCCAGCUGUUUAUCGCGUUUUACUUAUUCCUCAAAGCAGUAUUUUGACACUUGGCAAAUUUGUCUUUUGUAUUUAAAAACAAAUUAAGAAUAUGGUGAAAUCUCUUGGAACUGGGUUUAAACAGCCUUUGUAGAGCUACAAGAGCACUGCUCUUUAACAUUUGACUAACCUACUUUGAAAUAGCUAUAUCUGUACAUUGCUAGCCUAGGGUUUUUCUAAAGUGCCGUCUUUCAUUUUUAGCACUGUUCAGUGAAGUGGGUGCGGACUGUAGUUUCUCCUCUACCGUGAUCAGGUAGCUUCACAAAUGUUUGAUUUGUGAAUUCUGUUGACCAUCUCUUGCUAUUUGAUAAAUUAUGAACUGCUGUAAAUUUGUACAGUUCAUGUAUAUUGAUUGUGGCAAAAGUUGUACAGAUUUCUAUUUUGGAAGAGAAAUUUUCUUCUCAAUUAUAAUAAAACAUUUCCUAUCUUGCCAUUUUAACGAGGACAAAA
Molecule: messenger RNA, 1759 nt
Organism: Rhincodon typus (whale shark)
Lineage: Eukaryota; Metazoa; Chordata; Chondrichthyes; Orectolobiformes; Rhincodontidae
Product: protein BTG1-like
Exons: 2
Coding region: 346-900 (184 amino acids)
Biological process (GO): negative regulation of mitotic cell cycle; negative regulation of cell population proliferation
Cellular component (GO): cytoplasm; nucleus
Source: RefSeq, a predicted model, not a curated record